Molecule: messenger RNA, 618 nt
Organism: Capronia coronata CBS 617.96
Lineage: Eukaryota; Fungi; Ascomycota; Eurotiomycetes; Chaetothyriales; Herpotrichiellaceae
Exons: 2
Coding region: 1-618 (205 amino acids)
Source: RefSeq, a predicted model, not a curated record
AUGGAGCUACGGACCACUCGCCAGCUGGCUCUGAUCGUCUUUUGCCAUACGCUCGUUCGGAGCUCGAUGGCCACAGUAUCGUUCCCCAAAAUCCAGCCCAUCGUCGGAUUUUCCGACUCCUGCACGAUAGCCUACAGCACGCCCGUCGGUUACUGCAAGCUGGACGACUUUCCAGCGAUUGGAGGAACAGAUUCUUGCUCGCAGGCUUGCCAGCAAGCACUGGUGGCGGCACAGACAUUCGUCCAACGGGCAUGUCAAGGCCAGCAAGCGGCUCAGAACUCCUUGAUCGGGCAGCUCUUCACUGGAGAUGUGGUCAACUAUCUGUGCACUACCACCGACGGCGAUGCGGCGACUACAUCAGCCAGUUCAACCGAGUCUACAGCGGCGCUUUCUUCCACCAUGGUAACAGCAAGUUCACAACACGACCAUCGAGAGCAAAAGCAUCAUGUCAGAGACGACCUCGUCCUCAAUAGCCACAUCUCUCGCUUCGGCCUCGUCAACAACCCUAUCCACCUCGACUUCGACUUCGUCUUCCUCCUACUCUUCAUCCCCGUCCUCCAUUUCCUCUGCAUCAGCCUCGAGCACGUCUACCGCAGCGUCUUCGACGGCAACAUCUGA